Messenger RNA from Mus caroli (Ryukyu mouse), 1810 nucleotides. It is a transcript of the gene Nup62cl, whose product is annotated as nucleoporin 62 C-terminal like. Gene Ontology annotation, cellular component: nuclear pore central transport channel; nuclear pore. Lineage: Eukaryota; Metazoa; Chordata; Mammalia; Rodentia; Muridae. The record is from RefSeq and is a predicted model, not a curated record. Gene Ontology annotation, biological process: protein import into nucleus; RNA export from nucleus. Gene Ontology annotation, molecular function: structural constituent of nuclear pore; phospholipid binding.
ACGGGACAGUGAGCGAGUUCAGCCACGGAGGUCUACUUCAGGAUCUACUCUGUGGAUACCACUGAGACUUUGAGGACUAAGAUGUUUCCUUCAAUGCCGUAUGUUCCUGCCUCCAUGGCUUCUCAGGAACUCUCAUCCACAACCUCAACGACUACCACUACUACGGUUACCACCAACACCACUACCACGAUUACAAGUGGCUUCAACCUGUAUGUGAGACCACCUGCAUCACCUUGGCUGAAUAACACUGGCUUGAUCAAUGUGGCUUCUAUGCCUUCUACCAUGACUGUGAACUCAAUAGUAACUCCUGUGAUGACUUAUGGUCCUCUGGAGAGUAUGGCGAACAAUUGGAACUAUCAGCUACAAGAACAAGAAAAACACUAUUUUUAUCAGGCCAACCAAUUCAAUCUUUGGAACCAAGCCCUGCUUGAGUCUGGUAAUGAGCUUGCUCUUUUGUACAACGAAGUGGAAAGAGUGAAAAUUGAUCAGAGCAGGUUGGAACAAGAAUUGGAUAUUAUCCUGUUCCAGCAGAAGGAACUGGAACAAAUGUUGACUCCUAUAGAGGAGCUUUUGAAGGAGCAGAAUGGUCCUCUUAAUAUGAUGUAUGUGAAUAAGGAGUAUGAGAUGAUUUACAGAUUGGCAGAAAUUAUAGAUGCUGAGCUGAAAAGGAUGUCUCAGGAUCUCAAGGACAUCGUUGUUUACCUGAAUUCACUGGCGCAUCCUGCUGAUGCUACUGAACAGCUGGAGCAGAUCUGCAAGAUUCUGAAUGCUCAUAUGGAAUCCCUGCAGUGGAUUAACCUUAAUUCAGGCGUAAUGCAGAAGAAGGUGGAAGAGGUUGCAAAUGCGGUUGAGGAGUACCGUCGCAAGGAGCAAGAAGCCAUGAAGGCUGCCUUUGAAUAACUAUCACUCCAAAUUGCUCCUUUUGGAUUAUUCAUUAACACUGAGUUCUGAUGAUAUUAAAUAGAGUAGUAUUUUCAGUUACUACUUAAUUUUUGAUUGCAAUAAUUUGUGCAUGCAUUUAUUUUUCAUUUAAAUACUGUGAAGAAAAGUAUACUUUUUUUUUUGUUUCAGAACGGAACAAAAUCUGGACACACCGAUAAUAAUGCUUACCCAGAGUCAAGUAACGCCAUUGCCCAGGCAGUUUCUCACUGGUAUUCAUUUUGUGUAUAAUCUCUGUCUUACUUAGAUUCUACAUAUGAUCGCCAGUACACACCAACUUCUUACUGCAGCUUAAUUGUGGGCAGUUGUUUGCCAAAAUGCACGUUACCCGGUCUUUACUGGGUUUUUGUGGCCAUUCACAGAAAGUGCUGGAUCCUGUAAAGUCUCCAGUGGAAUUUACUAUCUACUCUGAGAUAUAAUUUUACCUGUUAAGGGCAAUAUGGGCAAUGAAAACCAAGUGUACCAUAAAUUACAGCAAGUGUCUUUCAGGAGUUCACAGAAUGUAAUAUGGUUUUACAGAUUAGAGAUUUAAUUAGGGCUUUUAUUUUUCUUAUGGUACUGGAGAUCAAACCAUGUGCCACACUCUUGGAUAAUAUAUCCAGCACUGAAUUAUGGGUAAGGUCCAGUGAUUCAUUUACUUUUGACAAUAUACAGAUACCUCAGUGCAUUUGUUUUUAAAUCAAGAUCUCACUGUAGUCUAUGCUGGCUUGGAACUUACAAUCCUCCUGCCUCAGUUUUUCAAGUGCCACCAUCCCUACGUGUCCUGUUGAUUGUUAUCAUUUGUUUUGUUUUAGCCUAUGAUUUAGACCUGUUUGGUGUACUUUUCUGUCUUUAAAGAAAAAAGGCCUUUUAGCUCUUCAUUUCUUGUAUU